GGUUAACCCUGGCAGGAAGUGACUUCCAGCGCCUUUCCCACUUCCUGCGAUGCAAGGAUGCACAUUGUUUGGAAGAUCCGUGGCCUUUUACAGACAAAAUAGGCUCUUUAAAAUAUUCCAAUUGAAACAAAAUUGUGGACAGUCGCGUGGAGCAAAAUGAAUUAUAUGCCGGGAACAGCUAGCCUCAUCGAAGAUAUCGAUAAGAAGCACCUCGUUCUACUGCGAGACGGCAGAACGUUGAUCGGAUUUCUGAGAAGCAUCGACCAGUUUGCAAAUCUGGUUUUACAUCAAACCGUGGAAAGAAUACACGUCGGCAAGAAAUAUGGCGACAUUCCGAGAGGAAUAUUCAUAGUCCGAGGAGAGAACGUAGUUCUUCUGGGAGAGAUCGACCUGGAGAAGGAGUGUGACACAGUCUUAAAGCAAGUGUCCAUCGAGGAGAUCCUGGAGGAACAGCGGGCACAGCAGCAAGCUAAGCUGGAGGCAGAGAAAGCCAAGCUGCAGGCACUGAAGGAGAGAGGACUCUCGGUUCCCAGAGCAGACGUAUUGGAUGAAUACUGAGACAAACAACGCACUUUUUUCUUUUAGUUUUUCUAAACAUAUUUAUGCUUAAGCUGACAUUCUGACAAACCUUCAGGUUGGUGUUGGGGAAACUAAAGACAAUGAUGGUUGAGAAUUUUGUUCUGAAAAUUGAAUCUUUAUUUUUUUUAUUUUUGUGUGGUCAGGUUGCAGUUAAAUUUGAAUGGGAAAUAUGUAUAAACCACAAUCCUAUUGGCACAUUUAGAUGUGUGAAGCCAUCUUGGGGCCUGAGGUCCUGAAAAAGAAGCACUUGUUUUUGCUGGUUUAGUUAUUUUCAUUGUUACUUGGUCAAAAAUAAUGAGCUUGAUUUAUAGUGAGAAUUUUAUUUUAACAGCUCUCUGAAGAUGGCCUGAUGGCUUGUUUUAGUUGCUGCUUAUAUCGAAAGAGAUAAAUACCAGGUAAAUUACUGGAAACAUUUUUGUUCUAUUAAAUAUUGGUUUUUAAAUUUUGUUAUUCAAAGGUGCUCAUGGAGUCUAAUUUAAAUGGUAUAAUGGCCCUGCGUUAUGUAAAAUUUGAAAAGUUUAGAUGGUGUAAUCAUACCACAGAUGGCUCCUGCUACCCGUGGUAUUUAGAAAGAUGCAGUGAACUACGUAAUGAUCCUGCAAUUAAUGUGUCACCACUAGGGGGAGAACGUCUACAUAAAACAGAACCACUGUGAUAUCCAUUUGUGGGAGAAGCAAGAAGUAUAAUAUUUGAUACUGGACUGAAAUGUUACUACACUUAACCUCACUGUACUGGAAGUAUAAACAAAUGUGCAGUUAGACCUGUUUUUUUUGGCUCUUUUUUAGAUUCCUAAUCAAAGCCUUCAACUGCAGAAGGCCAAAACUAAAAAUGGCCUGAUGUAAUUGCUUUGUCGGAUAACACACAAAGUUAAAUUUAAUUUUAUCAAGUCACAGAAUUUCCACACCCUUUUCAUUACUUAAUAUAGAACUAUUUGAAAUGGACGCAUGGUUUGCAAUCGGCACACUUUCACAGGGCAAUAUUUUACCACUUCAAAAUACACUUACACAAAGUGAAAUAUACCACAUAUGUGUGUGCGUGUGUCACAUUGUAAUGUGAAUUAUUAAAACAAUGUUAAACAUA
Anguilla anguilla (European eel) is the source of this 1659-nucleotide messenger RNA. RefSeq names its product U6 snRNA-associated Sm-like protein LSm1. Gene Ontology annotation, biological process: deadenylation-dependent decapping of nuclear-transcribed mRNA. The record is from RefSeq and is a predicted model, not a curated record. Bases 157 to 558 code for a protein of 133 amino acids. NCBI's taxonomy places the organism in Eukaryota, Metazoa, Chordata, Actinopteri, Anguilliformes, Anguillidae. The transcript has 4 exons. Gene Ontology annotation, molecular function: RNA cap binding. Gene Ontology annotation, cellular component: Lsm1-7-Pat1 complex; P-body.